Messenger RNA from Ceraceosorus bombacis, 1002 nucleotides. The record is from the annotation of a GenBank genome assembly. Lineage: Eukaryota; Fungi; Basidiomycota; Exobasidiomycetes; Ceraceosorales; Ceraceosoraceae.
AUGUCGGUUCCUCUGCUCUCCCGGCGCAUGGCGUCUUGCUCGAUCAGCAAUCGCACCGCAAGCGCUUCGACCAAGCAUGUCUCCCACGCACUUAAUCUGGCACCAGCCUUUUCGACAUCCUGCAAAGCUUCUCAAGCACCGAUUCCCACGCCGGUCAUGCCUCAAGCUCAGGCCGAAGCGCGCACGGAGCCUCCCAAGGAUCUGUUUGAACUGGCUGUACGCUACCCACGCCAUCCACUCUUGGGUUUCUUCGAGAAAGUCACCAACACCAUCUAUUCAUCUCAUCCAUUCCAUCCCUCCAAGGGGGUCAACAAAGGUACGAAGCAACCGUACGGCGCCGAUCUUCCAGCUAGCGUGAGAGAUUCGGAUUUCGGCACACCGUACCAGUGGGGAAGGAGCUGGAAAGUGCCGGAAUUGCGAACCAAGAGCAGCGUGGUGCUUCAUCAGCUUUGGUACACUUGCUUGUUCGAGUGCAACAAGAUGGCCACUACAAAUGCCGAGAUCAGACGAGUGGGUCUUGCGCGUAAUGCAGAGCAAGCAGGUUGCAACAUCGAAAAGAGGAAACACUCGGUGAGUGGAUACGAAUGCAUAGUGGCACAGCUGCCGUCGGGCUUUUUGGCCGGUUUGACAUGCUGAUAGAUCCCUCGUCUCCUCUUGCUGCAGGUGCGGAAGACGAUGGCGCGCAUCAAAUUUGUGCUCAAUGAGCGCAGAUUGUCUUUGCAGCAAGCGAUCAAGGAAGCAAAAGAAGCGGAAAUUGAAGACGGGGUCAAUGUCGAGGAGGAGCCAGCAGAGGCAGAAAAAUCGGUCAGGUUGACUAGACAGCAGAGGAUCAAAAAGCUGAAAAAGCUUUACAAACAGGGACAAAGUUUGGAAGAAGCAAAAUUGUUGGAGCAGGUGAAUGCUAAUGAGCUACUGGCUCAGGAGCGAGGCCCAGAUCCGACAGCUUUUGAUGGAAUUGCAGAGGCGGAGCUGAGGCAGAAGAUCAAUGCUGCCGAUGCUUGA